Molecule: messenger RNA, 6007 nt
Organism: Hippoglossus stenolepis (Pacific halibut)
Lineage: Eukaryota; Metazoa; Chordata; Actinopteri; Pleuronectiformes; Pleuronectidae
Product: cyclin-dependent kinase-like 5
Exons: 19
Coding region: 387-3533 (1048 amino acids)
Biological process (GO): positive regulation of axon extension; regulation of dendrite development; protein phosphorylation
Cellular component (GO): dendrite cytoplasm; nucleus
Molecular function (GO): protein kinase activity; ATP binding
Source: RefSeq, a predicted model, not a curated record
UGAUCCGCUCGCAGCUUGUCAACCGCACGAUCCAGUUACUGUAGCUGCAAUGAAAAUAUCUCCGCUGGUGGGUGGAUAAAUGGGCCCGGGUCCAUCAUUUCCCACCAAACACUGACCGAGUGAGCACUUUACUUCAUCGUGUCGCAGACGAGACCGCGGAGCUGCUGCUUUAACGUGAAUUCUCCUCAGCUCCGGCUCGCGGCGAGAGGCAGCGUCACCGAGCUUCAGGUUGAAGCGAGCCCCGACUGAAGGCAUGUGGUGGAUAUUAUGGCUCACAGCCGGCGCACACCUCUUUGGAGCCAACAACUGGCCGGCUCACGCCACCCUGUAGCCGGGCCUCCUCCACCUGAGCUCCAUGCACCUCACGCAGUGCACCUUUUGACUUCAUGAAGAUCCCUGACAUCGGUGAUGUAAUGAAUAAAUUUGAAGUCCUUGGGAUCGUGGGUGAAGGUGCCUAUGGUGUUGUUUUGAAGUGCCGACACAAGGAGACCAAUGAAAUUGUGGCCAUUAAGAAAUUCAAGGACAGUGAAGAAAAUGAGGAGGUUAAAGAAACGACACUGCGGGAGCUUAAGAUGCUCCGCACGCUCAAGCAGGAAAAUAUCGUGGAGUUGAAAGAGGCCUUCCGCAGAAGGGGAAAGCUGUAUCUCGUCUUUGAGUAUGUGGAGAAGAACAUGCUUGAGCUGCUGGAGGAGUUACCCAACGGUGUGCCGACUGAGAAAGCACGCAGCUACAUCUACCAGCUAAUCAAGGCGAUCCACUGGUGCCACAAGCAUGACAUCGUUCAUCGGGACAUAAAGCCAGAAAACCUUCUCAUCAGCUCUGACGACACCCUGAAGUUAUGUGACUUUGGCUUUGCACGUAAUCUCUCAGAGGGGACUGAUGCCAAUUACACAGAGUAUGUGGCCACUAGAUGGUACCGCUCUCCAGAGCUCCUGCUCGGGGCCCCUUACGGGAAGGCAGUGGACAUGUGGUCAGUGGGCUGCAUCCUCGGAGAGCUGAGCGACGGACAGCCUCUGUUCCCAGGAGAGAGUGAGAUUGACCAGCUCUUCACCAUUCAGAAAGUGCUGGGACCCCUGCCACCAGAACAGAUGAAGCUCUUCUAUAACAACCCUCGCUUCCACGGGCUGCGGUUCCCUGCUGUGAACCACCCACAAACCCUGGAGCGCAGAUACCUGGGAAUCAUUGGCGGAGGCCUGCUGGACCUGCUGAAGAACCUGCUGUUGCUGAACCCGACAGAGCGUUUUCUCACGGAGCAGAGCCUCAACCACCACACCUUCCAGACACUGCGGCUGGUGGAGCGGCCAGGCCCACCAACACCGACACCUGUACGCUCCUCCAAGAGAAAACCUCACCAUGGAGACAACACCACCCCCAGCAGGAGCCAUGGGAGUAAGAGCUCAGGAAGCCAUCGCUCCAGCAGCAGAGAGGGCUCCAGCUUGCCUCGGCAUGAAGACCUCCACCCCAGCAACGACAGCUUUCUCAACGGCAACAUGCCUACAGCGAUCAACCUCAGUCCCACCCUGCAUCCCAAGAACUACCAGCCGCAGAUCUUUAACCAUUCCACUUCGUGCAGCAUGGACCUAGCCAGCAGCAACCUGCCUCACUUGCUCAGUCCCGGUGAGGCCAAGGGCAAGGGUGACUUCGAGAUGAGCCUGGGAUCCAAGGUGUCAGACGGCCCCGGAGCCAAGUACCUCAAAUCCAAUUUCCGCUCGCAUCAGAACCGCCAUUCCUUUGUGGAGGGGAAAACCAACACGCUUCAGUCAGGGGAUAAACAUAGUAGACACAGCUACAUGGAGUCUCACAGCUCCACACCCUCCUCCUCCAAGUUUGCCUACCUGAACUUAUCCAAGAGCUACGGUACGCUUAGUGAUGCCAAGUCUGUGGGAAACUUAAAUGAUGUGCAUCUCUAUGCAGAUGAGCCUACAGCGCGCUAUUUUCCUUCAAGCUGCCUUGACCUCACAGCUCCGAGCAGCCCAGCAGCCCGCCGAGUAGACAGACUGGGACUCGGCACAGCUAGCCGAGGAAGCAUGCGCUCAGAGAGGGAAAGCAACACUCUGGACUCUUCUUACAGGCGCUCAUCCAUCCGCCACAAGGCCUCAGAGGAGGCCAAGUCGCCAGAUACCCUGGACCCUGGGGAAAGUGGCGUGGAAAGGACCCAUGCUCACUCUCUGUCCGCCCCACAUGACCCUGUGUCUUACGGUCAGGGAUACACUAGCCCCUUCUCCUCCCAGCAGAGGCCGCACCGUCACUCUAUGUACGUAAGGAGGGACCACCAGAGGACACACGGGGCGGAGGAGGGUCUGGUGGUGGGUCAGGGCAUGCCUACCAGAGCCAGCAGCCUCCAGCUCCUUUCUCCACAGCUGCAGCACCGCACGCUGCCUCACCACUCUGGGGGCUCCUCCAGAGAAGAAGACAUGAGCAGGGUCAGUCACCAGCCCACAUCAAUCUCCAAGCAAAAGACUGAACAGGCACCCACUGAGGUCAUCCACAGCAGACCCCCAAUAAGGGACUCGACCAGGGACAACUCUGCAUCUUUUCACACACAACGGCAAAAAAGCGAGGUCGGCUUAUAUCAUGACCAGCAAACAGAAGAUGGAGGCUCCUCCAAAGAGAAUCGUAACAUCUACAGUGAAUCCAUGCCAAGGAGAGUGGGAAGCUUCUACAGAGUCCCUUCCCCCCGGCCAGACAACUCCUUUCAUGAUAGCAGGGGUCAGAGCCGGGGCUCUGGCUUGUCCGGGGACAGCAGCGGUUUGACGAACCACUCCAAACGCCAGCCAGGCUUUGACCCUUGGACUGGCCCAGAUACUGUUGUGUUGAACUCUGAGCCAUCCAAAGAAAAAGAGAAGCAGGGUUUCUUCAGAGCAAUAAAGAAGAAAAAGAAAAAAACUCAAAUGAUGGAAGUCCCCGGUGGAAGGCCUCCUGUCAUCAAGAAAUGUCUUUUCCCUCUGUUUAGCCCAAAGAAUAACAUAAAGCAUAGUUCCACUGUGAGAGUCCUCCCUGUAGUGUCGUCUCCCAUGGUCCCUACUGAAGGGGUCGAUCCAGUCAUCCAGAAGUCGUCCAGGUCUUCAGGUCACCAGAGCGGCCGCCACAGGACCCGUGACAAGAGCAGAGACCGAGACCGAGACAGGGACAAGGACUGGCCUCCUGAGAAACUGUCGGAUUCACAUUCUCCGAGUCAACCACUGAAGUCACUUCGCAAACUCCUGCACCUUUCAUCCUCCUCCUCCAACCAGACGGCGCCCUCUGAUAUGCGCUAUCAGCCACUGCCUAAUCCAGCCUCCACUCAAGGUGGUUUCUCUGAGAGCCGGGGCCACUCAGGGGUCAGUACGCCCCAGCUGAAGAGCCGACAGGCGGCCUACCCACUGCCUGCACAGCUGGAGUCCGGCUGGCACACGUCUGCCCUGGGCCGCCCCGAGGGCAACCCCUACCCAGAGCAAAUGAGCAUCAAGGGAGGCCAGAACGGGCACGGCUUCGGACGCCCGUCCAGGUCUCGUAUGCCAAACCUCAAUGACCUGAAAGAGACGGCGCUGUGAUUUCCACUGCCCUCACACUCACUGGGGGAUGACGCUUCCCCUCUGUUGCUCCUACACCUCCCUUAUGUAACAGUACACCUGCUGUACACACACACACACACACACACACACACACACACACACACACACACACACACACACACACACACACACACACACACACACACACACACACACACACACACACACAGUUACCAAACCUUCAGUUUUAAACACUGCUUGCAAACAGGCCAAAAGCCUUUUUAUGUCUAAUUUUUUUUAAACUUCCAUGUUUGAUAGACUUUAUAUUAUUACUUAUAUAAUUCUGAUUAUAAUUUUUAUUAUAAAGUAAAUAUAUUACAAAUUAAAUAUAUAUAAAUGGAUCAAGUGUAGAUUUUAAGUGUAAGUAUUUUUGUUUCUAUCAAUAUAGAAAUAUAGUACAUUUUACUGCGUAGUAUUUCCUUAAGACUAUCUAAAGCAUUUUAAACAAAUGAAUUUUAUCAGUUGUUACCAUAGAGAUGGGUAAUGUCAGUAAUAUCAGUGUGUUCAUCUCAUUCUGGACUCUAACUCUUCGUCUGAGCUGUCUCGCCCUGUUAGAUGUGCUUUCUUCUACUGGACACAGAUGCUCAGAUGUGUCAUGCUCAGUUGCCGUGUAGUUUUUCUGAGUUGGCACCGACAAUCUCUGUUCUUUUUGAGGAUAUUUAGGUUUUUAUGUCUUUUUUGAAACGCAGCCAUUUUAGACACUUUGGUGCCAUAAACUAAUAGAAAUCCUAACCUAACACCUCCCUCUGUAGGUCAUAAUGAAGCACUGCAUUUACCGUUCUCAGACAGAUUACCACUCACUAACAUUUCAACACUGUCUUUUCAUGUAUAUGAAGUGUUAAUAAUCCCUUCCGUAUAUAUUCUAAACAAAUAUACAGUUAGAACUAUGGCUAGACGUCAUUUCAAACAGAACAGUCUUUAAUAACUGUACCUUAUGCAGACUAUGCCGAAGAUCCUUCUGGUAAUCUACAAGUAUUUACUGAGAAGUUCAUGUAUGUGUAAUGAAGCACCCGCAGUAAUUAAACCUUUAUACUUUGCUUCACGAGUCUCAAGUUAACUUGUGAUUUUCUCUGUUAACUGCGCUCACGACCGGGAUUCUGGAAAGUCUGUUAAAGAUUUCACAAAAGCUACUUCCAAGUGGUUGCAAUCGUUUAAUCAGUUAAAAAAGAUAGAGGCAAAAAUGUUAUAUAAAGUUUAACUGCUGGAAUUUUGUCUAUAAGAAUCAUUUUAAUUGUAUUAUUGUUGGUAAGUAACUUUUUACAGCAGUUAGAGGAAUAUAAAAGCCAUGUGGCCGUUCUAGUGCAGUGGUUCCCAACAUGAUGUUCCCCCACAGCCCUGUCACAUAAACUCAAGCACCUCUGUAGUUAUGUUCCAAAUGUGUUCAUUUUAAACUGGAUAUAUAGUUACAAUAUUUCAUACCAUCGCACUUUGUUCGGUCAAGUUUAUAUGUUUACUGUUACCACUUGGUCAUAAGAUGGAUUUUUCAACCAUUUGUCUGUUUCCUGUUUUAUCAGUUUCUCAUUUAUUAUCUUUUUUUUUUUAGCUUUGUUUAUCCUCCAAUUUUGGUGGCUAAAGAGUUUCUAUCCAUUUCUUUCUCGAUAUCUAAUUUUCAGCUAUCCAGUGCUUUAAGCUUUUCACACACUCAUACUGUUCAGGUAUUACUGCUGACUCAGUAUGUUGGUAUAUUUUUUCAGUUCUCUACCAUCUUUCUAUGUGCUCCCUUGAAACUGCAGAGCCCCCGGUUCUACAUGUGCACCUGGUUUAGAGUCCAUGUACUACUGUAUUUUUAACUGACUGCACACACUGAGACGCUGGGGACGAGCCUUUAAGAAAUCUUUAAGUGGAUCCACGCUGGCGGCAGAAGCUCUGCGCUGUUACAUCGUUUUCUGUCUGAGAUUAAGUGCCGAGAACGUAGCUUGGCUGAGAUGAAUCUUAAACUUCUUAAUGUUGCACUUCGAAGGGACUGUGUGGCGCAGCAGUGUUGCUGUGACACUGUAAAUUCUUCCUCAGUUCAUGUUCAUCCCAUGCACAGUGUGUGAGGACUGAAACACGGGGCAGCAGCGACACGCCAAGUCCAAACACCACCGUACCGUAUCAUGUGUUGUGCAUCUGUAAGGACUGGGCACACUCCAUACUUGACACCAUACGUCUCACUCUUUGGAUAGCUGUUUUGCUGAAGGAGCACCGUGUAUUAUAUUAAUACUGAUGUGUGACUACUUGUUUGGUAAUAUUUAUAACAGAAGAUGUUUAUCCACUGUUUAAAUGAAAUCAAGUAUUCAGUUUGUGCUUUUAUUACAGACAGAAAUGAGUAGCAUAGUCAGUGUUUAUUUGCCUUUUAUUUUCAACAGAGCAUUUACAUGACAACGUAAACCCACAAAUGAAUGCUUAACAAUUUUAGAAUAUCCAUGUUUACAAAUGUAAAAGUAAAUCUCAAAUAAAACAAGCUCAUUUGA